GUCACCCCCGGCCGAGGGGAGGCAGCGCCCCGCCCCGCCCCGCCCGCUCCGCCGGGCCGCGCCGAUCGGCCGGGCGGCCUCGGCACCCCGCACCGGCACCGGCGCCCCGCAGCGCCGCGGGCACCGCCGCCGCCAGCGGCCCCGCCAGCGGCCCGGCCCGGCCGGGUGAUUGAGGUACUGCGCCUCUGGCCGUGGAAGCAUGUCGGGGCCAGUGCCGAGUCGGGCCAGGGUCUAUGCAGACGUGAACACUCAGAGACCCCGCGAGUACUGGGACUACGAGUCGCACGUCGUGGAAUGGGGCAACCAAGACGACUAUCAGCUUGUGCGGAAACUCGGCCGCGGCAAAUACAGCGAAGUCUUCGAAGCCAUCAACAUCACCAACAAUGAGAAAGUGGUUGUGAAAAUCCUCAAGCCCGUGAAAAAAAAGAAGAUCAAGCGUGAGAUUAAGAUCCUGGAGAACCUCCGCGGAGGCCCCAAUAUCAUCAGCCUGCUGGACAUAGUGAAAGACCCUGUGUCUCGGACGCCCGCCCUGGUCUUUGAGCACGUCAACAACACAGACUUCAAGCAAUUGUACCAGACGCUCUCCGACUUUGACAUACGGUUCUACAUGUACGAAAUCCUCAAGGCGCUGGAUUACUGCCACAGCAUGGGCGUCAUGCACCGGGACGUCAAACCACACAACGUCAUGAUCGACCACGAGCACAGAAAGCUGCGCCUGAUCGACUGGGGGCUGGCGGAGUUCUACCACCCCGGCCAGGAGUACAACGUGCGGGUGGCCUCGCGGUACUUCAAGGGACCCGAGCUCCUGGUGGAUUACCAGAUGUACGACUACAGCUUAGACAUGUGGAGCCUAGGCUGCAUGCUGGCCAGCAUGAUCUUCCGGAAAGAGCCCUUCUUCCACGGGCACGACAACUACGACCAACUCGUGCGCAUCGCGAAAGUGCUGGGGACGGAGGACCUGUACGACUACAUCGACAAGUACAACAUCGAGCUCGAUCCCCGCUUCAACGACAUCCUCGGCAGACACUCGCGGAAGCGGUGGGAGCGCUUCGUGCACAGCGAAAACCAGCACCUCGUCAGCACCGAAGCGCUCGACUUCUUGGACAAGCUGCUGCGCUACGACCACCAGACGCGCCUCACGGCGCGCGACGCCAUGGAGCACCCGUACUUCUACCCCAUAGCGAAAGACCCGGCGAGGAUCGGCACCUCGGCCGGACUCUCCGCCAGUAACACCCCUGUCAGCUCCUCCAGUAUGUUGGCCGGUAUGACCUCGCUGUCCGCGUCCCAGCCCAUCGGCAGCCUGGCUGCGUCGCCCGUCAUCUCCUCUCCCAACGCCCUGGGCUCGCCGGUGCCCGCCGCGGCCGGCGGCCAGCCCUGAACGCGCCCCUCGGCCGCCCGCGGCGCCGGGGGCCGCGCCUGCCUCUGCCCCGCUCCGCCGGCCCUCCAGCGGCCCCUGCCCCGGGGACGGGACGGGGCGGGAGUCUUAUUUUUAUUUCUGUUAAGUAUGGAAAAAAAAAAACCAUGAGAAAAAAAGAGCAAAAAAUGUAGGAUUUUUUGUUUGUUUCCUCUGUGCAGUAACAAUAUCCCACGCUCUGGCGCUGGCCCAAGGCUGAGCUCUGUCGUGUCUGUGUCGGGGUAGGGCGUUAGGCGCCGCCGUCGCGCGAGGACCGUGGUUUAGUGCCGCAACUACCGUGUAGAAAUCUAAAACGUAUAAUAAAAUUUAUUUUCUAUGGCCCUAA
Molecule: messenger RNA, 1739 nt
Organism: Phalacrocorax carbo (great cormorant)
Lineage: Eukaryota; Metazoa; Chordata; Aves; Suliformes; Phalacrocoracidae
Source: RefSeq, a predicted model, not a curated record